AUGAUCAAUGACGUAAAUACGGAGUCGAGAGGCAUAGUACGGAUCACUAUGCAAUCCACGCGCGAUAAUUGUCGCAGGGAUCUCACGUGUCUGGUGAUUCCGGCCAUCGCCGAUUUAAUUCACUCAGAAGUCUUUCCGAGAGACACGAUCAAAUUACCCUCAAACGUUAGAUUGGCGGCUCCGAAAUUCCACCUGCCACGCGCGGUUGAUUUGCUGAUUGGCUCAGGGCUCACCUUAUCUCUGUUCUCCGUCGGUCAGAUCAACUUGUCGCGUGAAGAUCACGAUCUGUAUUUGCAGAAAACACGACUCGGAUGGGAGGUGGUAGGUGGUGUACCGUCGCAAGUUCCUUCAAACCCUACGCGUCACAUGACGAAUCUCGAGAAUCAGUUAAACAAAUUUUGGGCAAUUGAAGAAGUCAGGGAAAUUAAGAGGAAAUCAGACGAACAAAUCAAUUGCGAAGCGCACUUCGAAGGGACGGUGUCUCGCGACGCCGUCGGGCGUUACAAGGUUCGCUUACCGUUUCGCAAAUCAAACACGCGACUAGGGGAAUCGCGUUCCAUCGCGCUUAAACGUCUAUUGUCGCCGGAGCGUAGAUUCAAUUCAAACACAGCGUUAAGAAACGAGUAA
Molecule: messenger RNA, 627 nt
Organism: Vollenhovia emeryi
Lineage: Eukaryota; Metazoa; Arthropoda; Insecta; Hymenoptera; Formicidae
Exons: 1
Coding region: 1-627 (208 amino acids)
Source: RefSeq, a predicted model, not a curated record